GGAGGCGCCUCGCUUCCCCCCUCGCGCCCGCCACCCCUGCUCUUCCCCGUCCCGGGCCAGGAUGACUGGAGUCUUUGACAGUUUGGUGGCUGACAUGCACUCGACCCAGAUCACGGCCUCCAGCACGUUCCACCAGCCCCAGCAGCCCCCGAGCGGAGGCGGCGCGGGCCCCGGCAGCAGCCUCCACAAGCCCCAGGAGUCGCCGACCCUCCCGGUGUCCACGGCUACCGACAGCAGCUACUACACCAACCAGCAGCACCCGGCGGGCGGCGGCGGCGGCGGGGGCUCGCCCUACCCGAACAUGGGUUCCUACCAGUACCACGCCAGCGGCCUCAGCAACGUCCCUUAUUCCACCAAGAGUGGCUACGACCUGGGAUACACCGCCUACACCUCUUACGCGCCCUAUGGGACAAGUUCGUCCCCGGCCAACAACGAACCUGAGAAAGAGGACCUCGAGCCUGAAAUUCGGAUCGUGAACGGGAAGCCAAAGAAAGUCCGGAAACCCCGCACCAUCUACUCCAGCUUCCAGCUGGCGGCUCUUCAGCGGCGUUUCCAAAAGACUCAGUACCUGGCGCUGCCCGAGCGAGCUGAGCUGGCCGCGUCCCUGGGCCUCACCCAGACCCAGGUCAAAAUCUGGUUCCAGAACCGCCGGUCCAAGUUCAAGAAGAUGUGGAAAAGCGGUGAGAUCCCCUCGGAGCAACACCCUGGGGCCAGCGCCUCGCCGCCGUGUGCUUCGCCGCCGGCCUCGGCGCCGGCCUCCUGGGACUUCGGCGCGCCGCAGCGGAUCGGGGGCGGCGGCGGCGGCCCGGGCAGCGGCGGGAGCGGCGCGGGCAGCUCGGGCUCCAGCCCCAGCAGCGCGGCCUCGGCUUUCCUGGGCAGCUACCCGUGGUACCCCCAGGCCUCGGGCUCGGCCUCCCAUCUGCAGGCCGCGGCGCCGCUGCUGCACCCCACCCAGACCCCGCAGCCACACCACCACCAUCACCACCACCACCACCACCACCACCCAGGCGGCGGGGGCGCCCCGGUGAGCGCCGGGACGAUUUUCUAACCCCGGGAGACUGCGCCAGAGACUGAGAGCAGAGACCCGUUAUCCUCAGUGCUCGCCCCCAAGCCAGAGGGGGGUCUCUCCAGCCGGCUCGCCGAUGCCACCCCUGCCGGGGGUGGUGGCCCGGGAUGGCCUGCCCCGAGCCCUGCUCCCUUGUGCGGCCACUGAGCCCCCGGGAAUUGGAAGGCUCCUCUCGGAGGUCCCGGGUAGCUGCGUGGUGAAGGCCGCGGGCCACGGCCGCCCUGCCGACCGGAGCCCCGCCUCAGACCUGCCUCUGCUCUGCUCUCCUCCCCUCCCUGCGAGGCUGUCCGGCGCCGUCCUCGCCGCGGGCAGCGCGCUGGGUCCGGGAAAGGACUCCUCCCCCGCCCGCCAGGCCUCCCGGGCGCUCUGAAGCUCCUUUCUCCUCGCCGGCCCCCGGGCUCCGCGCAGUCCGCCCGGGUGGUUGACCCCGGCGUCCUGCCCGCCCGCCCCCACACACCCUUGUGACCCGGCCGCCCGCCCGCCCGCCGCUUUUUUCUGCUCUGCCGUUCCCAGCCCGCGGAGCUCUCUCCCAGCCGCGAACUCUCCCCUGAGCUCUCUCCUCAUCCAUCACCAGUGGAGUUUUUAUUUUUAUUUUUUAAAAGUUUAGGUGCCUUUGCGGAUGACCUCAUUUUGAUGUUGGGGGGAAAAUGAUUUUUUAAUAUGUGGACACUGCAAAAAAAUGUGUUUAAAUUAUCUUUUUUAAAACCUAUUCAGGGUUAUUAGCCGGGACUUCGACAUAGAGUUUGUAAAUAAAGGUGUCCGUGCAGGUUUCCCCACUGAUGUAUUUGUAUAAAAUACUCAUCUUUUCAGACUGUUUUGUAAACCCUCACUUGUGAACUCUCCGGUUUAGCAGUGACCUCAGCAACCCCUCCGUUUUAUUUGUCCCUUAAAAAUGUUCUCAGUUAAGCUAAGCUACUGAUUUGGAUUUGUUAUAUCUUAUCCUGAAGUCUUUGUUCUUGAAAUGAAAGGUAUUUGGGGGUUAUUUAUUAUGAAAACAACAUGCUCUUCAUGUUGACUUUACACUAUGAAUAUAUUAUUUAAAUAAAUUAUUGUUUUCAUUG
Messenger RNA from Myotis myotis, 2127 nucleotides. RefSeq names its product distal-less homeobox 2 (gene DLX2). Gene Ontology annotation, molecular function: DNA-binding transcription factor activity, RNA polymerase II-specific; RNA polymerase II cis-regulatory region sequence-specific DNA binding. The record is from RefSeq and is a predicted model, not a curated record. Gene Ontology annotation, biological process: embryo development; cell differentiation; negative regulation of transcription by RNA polymerase II. Lineage: Eukaryota; Metazoa; Chordata; Mammalia; Chiroptera; Vespertilionidae. The transcript is spliced from 3 exons. Bases 62 to 1048 code for a protein of 328 amino acids.